This is a messenger RNA of Branchiostoma belcheri (Belcher's lancelet), 2842 nucleotides long. Its product is annotated as U4/U6 small nuclear ribonucleoprotein Prp31-like. Gene Ontology annotation, biological process: spliceosomal tri-snRNP complex assembly; mRNA splicing, via spliceosome. The record is from RefSeq and is a predicted model, not a curated record. The transcript has 12 exons. The coding region runs from base 161 to 1657 and encodes 498 amino acids. NCBI's taxonomy places the organism in Eukaryota, Metazoa, Chordata, Leptocardii, Amphioxiformes, Branchiostomatidae. Gene Ontology annotation, cellular component: precatalytic spliceosome; U4/U6 x U5 tri-snRNP complex; U4 snRNP.
CGUUCCGAAUUUCCCCACAAUGCUUUAGUGAACGUCGAAACAACGUGAGGCGAAAUCUGGCUAACAACAAUUUUCCAACAACAGGAAAACUCCUCUCUGGUACUUUAGAGCUGUGAGAAAUUGUAUUCUGUAGCCCAGCGGAGACAGACAGCCAAUCAGGAUGUCUCUAGCAGACGAGCUCCUGGCGGACCUGGAGGAGGAGGCUCCGGAGAACGAGGAGAAGGAGAUGGAGGAUGUGGAGGAGGUUACCAUGGAGAUGGAAGUGAAGCAGGAUGGGAUAGCCUCCAUCGCCAAGCUGCGAGACUCGCAGCAGUUAAAGCACGUCAUGAAGCAGAUCGACCACUACACAAGCAGCGGGUUCAGAGACGAAAUGGUUGGACCAGUAGAAGCUGACCCAGAGUACCAGCUGAUUGUGGAAGCUAACAACCUCACUGUGGAGAUUGAGAAUGAGAUCAACAUCAUUCACAAGUUUGUCCGUGACAUCUACUCUAAACGGUUUCCUGAGCUGGAGUCCCUUGUUCCCAUGGCUCUAGACUACAUCAGGACAGUCAGGGAGAUUGGCAAUGAUCUGGAAAAGACAAAGAACAAUGAGGUCCUCCCAACCAUCCUGACUAAUGCCACAAUCAUGGUGGUUAGUGUCACGGCCUCCACCACUCAAGGGUCCAUCCUGUCAGCUGAUGAUCUGACUGACAUCAACGAAGCCUGUGACAUGGCUGUGGACCUGAAUGCAGCCAAGCUGAAGAUCUAUGAAUAUGUGGAGUCCAGAAUGUCCUUCAUUGCUCCAAACCUGUCCAUCAUUGUGGGAGCAUCCACAGCAGCAAAACUCAUGGGUGUGGCUGGAGGCCUGACUGCUCUCUCCAAGAUGCCGUCCUGUAACGUUCUGGUUCUCGGGGCCCAGAAGAGAACACUAGCCGGCUUCUCCUCUACGGCAAUCAUGCCCCACACAGGCUUCAUCUACUACAGUGAACAGGUGCAGAAUAUGCCUGCGGAUCUAAGAAAAAAGGCCGCCCGUCUGGUAUCAGCCAAGUGCACCCUGGCGGCGAGGGUGGACAGUUUCCACGAGUCGGCCAGCGGCGUGGUGGGAAGCAACCUGAAGGACGAGAUCCAGAAGAAGCUGGACAAGUGGCAGGAGCCUCCUCCCGUCAAACACGAGAAGCCGCUACCCGCGCCCAUCGACCCGGGGAGGAAGAAACGGGGAGGGCGGCGGUACAGGAAGAUGAAGGAGAGGCUGGGGAUGACGGAGUUUAGAAAACAGGCCAAUAGAAUGCAGUUUGCAGAGAUUGAAGAGGAUGCAUACCAGGAUGACCUGGGUUUCUCGUUAGGCAUGGUUGGAAAAGGAGGAACAGGCAGAGUCCGUGGGCCACAGGUGGACAACAAGACACAAGUCAAGAUCUCCAAGACACUACAGAAAAACCUACAAAAGCAGCAGGUAUAUGGUGGAAGAACAACAUACGCAGGAAAGAUUAGCUAUGGUGGGAGAUCAACUGUUCGAGGGCAGGUGUCAGGAACAGCUUCCAGUGUAGCCUUCACUCCGCUACAGGGCUUGGAGAUUGUGAACCCGAAUGCAGCAGAGAAGAAAAUCACCGACAAGCAGGGCAAAUAUUUCUCCAGCACAACCGGCUUCGUCAAGGUGGAACAGGAAGGCAUGCCCAAAUGAUGCUCGCAGGACGUUUAGCUUUUUUGUAUUUUAUUUUUUAAAUGUCUGAGCCUUUAUUAGUUCUCUCUAGCCAAAGCAGGCAAUAUUAGGUAGAAGGUUUUUUUCCUAUUUUGGUAUGCUCGUGUGAGCUUACAGAUACAGUUUGCGACAACAAUAUUUAUAUAACUGUAAAUAGUUUGCUAAUAAAGAAACUGGCCAAAGACAGACCCGGAUGGAAGGAAAAAUUCAUGACCUUAUGUCUCACAAGGGAUGGAAAGGAUAAGUAAUUAGUAAAUGAAUAGUUUGGGAACUUGAUAAAGAAAUGAAUAUUGCAACAAAAAUUUAUUGCCCCUAUGUACUUGCUCCUAUGUACUUAGCAUCAUACCAUCAUUACAGUCUGGAAUCAAAUUUUUUUUUGUUUCUUCUUGUGAAAAGGAUCUUGUGAUUUGGAGAAGAAUGAAGACUAUAUAAGACUAAAGACUGUAUAAGAAUAAGACUUUUCAUGUGCAACAAUUACACAGUGUUUUAGUCUCUAAAUGGUGAGAAUUGCUGCCAACUAGUCUGGUAUGACUUUUACUUAGAACUAGCUCAGUUUGUUUCAUCAUUGAUGGUAUUAAAUGACAGACAUCUCUCAAAUUUAUUAUUGGACCUUCCUGUAUACUUUUUUUAUAUACAGUACAUGUAUGUGAGUCACUGACUUUUAUAAAGCAACAGUGUAAAAAGCAUGUCUUCGGUGAUUCAUAUCUUUAAUAGCUGCUGAUAUACCAGUUGUACAUAUGUCAGUGGCAUGGUCAUGUUAAUUUGUAUAUGCCUAAUUUUUAAGACUGUACCUAAUUUUUGUCUGGCAAUGAAUUCAUAUUUCUUAUUGGGAACCUUUCCAUAAGAAUAGUACACUCUGUUUGUUUAGUUUCCUUUCCAUUAUUAUUUGAAGAAUAGAUGCCUAACUACCAAGGUCAUGUACAGUCAACUUCAAGGACAGAUUAAAGACAGUCCUUAUUAUAGUACUCAGUGUGUAUUUUUGUUUAACUGAUCAAGCUCGUAAAAUUACAGCUGGCAAGAGAGGAAGAAAUUGUACAUGGUUUAGAUUUUCUCGGAAUUAGGCCAAAAUAUAACAUUAGAUAUAACGUUAGUAUAGUUUCCAAAACAGGCAUUGUUUCCAUGUGAUUGCUUGUGUCUUUCAUUUUUCAGAGGCAUUAAAAAUGGCCA